CUAGACUUUGCCCCUCCCGGCUAAGCUUUCAGGUCAUACUUCCCCGCAAAACGCUCAUAAGAACUGUUCUAGCAAGACCUCCCAUCUUGCACGUUGCAAAACCUUAGACAAAUACACUUUUAUCGAUGGGACGAUUACCAUGGUAUGAAGUGAGCUGAUCAACAUGGGAAGAAAAACUUUCUCAUCUGUGCAUCAGCCGUCCCAGGGUAGCCCGGAGCGCUUGGGAGAUCACCUGAUCCGAAUACCGUUGCUGAUAGAUGAUAGUAAUUGCACUGUACAUACAUAACUGGUGUCACAACUCUUAGUUCCAGUAUUUCUUUCAUUGGCAAGGAACCACCAUGCGCUUCCACUACGGGCAAGUUUCGAUACAUUAGCCCAUUAACAUUUACUUAAACAACAUACCCUAGAGUUCCACGAAAUUAUCUUACGCCCAUGAUAUCUCCUCACUAUGGACAACAAAACAUUCCAUGUGGUUAAGCUUACUUUAACGGGCGUAGGAAACUCAUGCAAUCCGACGUCCGAUAUAGCUAUUCUUGCCACUUUUACAGACUACAAUGCGGCAAAAAUGAGAGCGAAAGAGAUCCUCUUGAAUGAAGGCUACGAUGAGAGCCUUUUCAAGGUUUUGGAUGUCAACGGAGGGAAGCAUAGGGGGAAAAACAGCAACGAUCUGGUAAUAUACGCCGAGGGGCUCUUAGAUGAAAAGUACACAGUUGAAAUCGAAACGAUUUCCACCAAUGCCAAAGUGGAAGGAGACGACGACGGCCGUGUAAGGUGUCCACUUUACUAUGUACUGCAAACAGUGGUGCGCAACACCAAGGAUGGUACUGGUUGCGAGGUGGACAGUACUAUAAAGAGUAUGCAUUGGACUCGGAAGCUGGCUAGAGCUGCGAUAACCUCAGCUCUCUUUGAUGAUAAAACAAGCAAGGACGGUUUCGUCGAAUAUGCAGAGCAUGCGGAUGGUAUGAACGGGCCCGAGGGUCCUGAUUGUAUGGGGCCAUGGGGCCCGGACGUUAUUAUUCGUGCGGUUAAGGAGAACGGUGAAACCAAUUUCGUGUCCAUCAAACGCUGCAACUAAGAACGUAGGAAAGAGCAACAUGACGAAAUAAAAAAAAAAAUUGUUAAAAAAGGACAUUAUAUGGUUUUGAG
Truncatella angustata is the source of this 1146-nucleotide messenger RNA. RefSeq lists its product as uncharacterized. The transcript has a single exon. Bases 449 to 1075 code for a protein of 208 amino acids. NCBI's taxonomy places the organism in Eukaryota, Fungi, Ascomycota, Sordariomycetes, Amphisphaeriales, Sporocadaceae. The record is from RefSeq and is a predicted model, not a curated record.